This is a messenger RNA of Fusarium mangiferae, 1119 nucleotides long. Its product is annotated as putative CPR6-member of the cyclophilin family. The coding region runs from base 1 to 1119 and encodes 372 amino acids. The record is from RefSeq and is a predicted model, not a curated record. Gene Ontology annotation, cellular component: intracellular membrane-bounded organelle. Lineage: Eukaryota; Fungi; Ascomycota; Sordariomycetes; Hypocreales; Nectriaceae. Gene Ontology annotation, molecular function: protein binding; peptidyl-prolyl cis-trans isomerase activity. The transcript is spliced from 2 exons. Gene Ontology annotation, biological process: protein peptidyl-prolyl isomerization; protein folding.
AUGGCUACCGAAGGCGACUCCCCCGCGCGACCCCGCGUCUUCUUCGAUAUCUCGCUCGGCGGCAAGCCCGUUGGCCGUAUCACCAUGGAACUCUAUGCCGACCUUGUACCCAAGACUGCUGAGAACUUCCGUGCUCUCUGCACCGGCGAAAAGGGCAUCGGCAAGUCAGGAAAGCCCCUGCACUACAAGGGCUCCAUCUUCCAUCGUGUCAUCAAGCAGUUCAUGAUCCAAGGUGGUGACUUUACUGCUGGUGACGGUACCGGCGGAGAGUCCAUCUACGGCAACAAGUUUGACGAUGAAGCUUUCCCCAUGAAGCACGAGAAGCCUUUCCUCCUGUCCAUGGCCAAUGCUGGUCCCAACACCAACGGCUCCCAGUUCUUCAUAACCACCGUUCCUACCCCUCACCUCGACGGCAAGCACGUCGUCUUUGGCGAGGUACUCAACGGCAAGUCCGUCGUUCGACAAAUCGAGAACCUUACCACCCAGUCCGGCGACCGGCCCGCAAAGGAGGCUCUCAUUGCCGACUGCGGCGAGCUCAAGGGUGAUGCCGCCGUCGCCGCCGACGUGAAGCAGCCUGACGCCCUCGGCGACCCAUACGAGGACUUCCCCGAAGAUUGCACAGACACCCUUGACGCCGUCGCCAUUGUUAAGAUCGCCACGGCCUGCAAGGAGUACGGCAACACUGCCUUCAAGUCAGGCAACUAUUCUCUCGGCCUCGACAAGUACCAGAAGGGCCUGCGCUACAUUAACGAGGAUCCUGACCUUGAGAACCAACCACAGUCGAUCAAGGACGACCUGAAGGCUCUGCGCUUUUCCCUCAACAACAACUCGGCGCUUCUGAACAUCAAGCUGGAGGCCUGGGACGACGCUGCUCGCUCCGCUUCUUCUGCCCUGGACGUCGAAGGCAUUAAGGACGCCGACCGUGCAAAGGCUUUCUACCGCCGUGGCCUUGCCAACAUCCGCCUCAAGGACGAGGAGGCUGCUCUGCGUGACCUGAGUGAGGCUAACACGCUUGCGCCCAACGAUAGCGCCAUCACCCGAGAGCUCAACGCCGUCCGAACCAAGGCUGCUGCUCGCGCUGCCAAGGAGAAGGCUGCCUACAAGAAGUUCUUCGCCUAA